ACACAUUUGAAAUUAGUCAUUGGAUUUCACUUAGGUCUUAUGAUGACAGCCUCUUCACAAAACUCAUGCUUAAAUAGCUUCGAUAUUCGCAAACCAAGUGUGGAUCCUUUUAAAGAAGGUCUAAGUGGUUCCUCUGAACAACCAACUUUCAAUGCAUAUCCCCUCGAAUCUUCACCUAAUUUGCUUAUUCCUACAAAUGAUGUGAUAUAUAUGCCAUUAAAUCCCACAAAUGUGCCUUUGUCGCUACAACGUGCAUGUGCCUCUAAUGAGACUGUAGGCGGUGAUACGCAGAGUUACAGCCAUCCAAUAUGCCAUGGCUUCAUUUUUCCAAACUCAGAAUUGAGUGCAAAUGAUGCUGAAUUAAACCAGAUAAACAUUCCGAGUAUGCAAAACCAUAUCAAUGAUGUUUCUUACAAUAUGCCGAGCCAGAGUUCGAGCAAUGUGGACACAAAUGCUCAAAAACACCUUCAACUCCUGUUGCUUCAAAAGUUAAUUGAGUUGCAGCUUGCCGAACAUUAUAACUCACUUAAAGAUACACUUGUAUUAACUAAAGACUCCAAUAAUGAGUCUCAAAAUUCUAAAUUACAGCCCUGUUUUGUCAAAAGCUCCGACUUUGAUGCAGGUUCCAACCCAGUUUCAACCGUAAAUAACGAGAAUUCAGAUAUGUCGACAUUUUUGGUCCCUGUAAAAGCCAAGUUUGAGGGCGAAAGUGGUUUGUCUUUACACAUAACUCCAAGGGACGACAUCAGUCAUCCAACCCAAGGAAGUCCAGUCACCGUAGCAUACCCGAGUCAACCAAUCGUCUUAUAUCCAUUUUCUGUUCAACAAGAUAAUUCUACGGAAGAUACAUUCCCAUCCAGCCAAGCCGUGCCUGAUGCGUCCUCAGGUGGACCAACUGCUCAAACAUUUACGAUGAAGGACAUAGAUCACUGUAUACGGAGAGGUUCUCUGGAUUUUCCUUCUGAGCCAAGCAACGACAUAGUUGAGAGUAUACGAGGCCGUACGAGACCAGGGUUUGUGUUGUUAAGCGUUCGGCAUGAAAAAAUCAACUCAGAAAAUAAGGUCUCACCAACUUCUGAGAAAAAUUUCCAGGAGAGUUAUCCUCCUAUUUCAACAUCAGCCAGUCUUGAGACAAAGAAGGCGAAAAGUAUCACCAUAUCUAAAAAACUACCUAGAAAGAGAUUGAAGCAUAUGAAAAGCGAUGCAGAACUCAAAAAGCGACCCCUAAAAAGUUCGUCUAAAUCUCUCCUAAAACGCUCUGAAAACGCUGAAAUGUCUCCGACUCCGGUAGAACUUACAGAGGAUGAUCUUAAAGCUUUAUCUCCACAGUCAAGAUUUCGAGUGACCAGGUUUGCAGACAAAAAGCAAGCCUGGAUAGCUCCUGCAAAGGCAGGAUUCACUGUCCAUGAUUUAUGGACAACUAAACUUCCGGAAUAUGUGUUAAGAUGUGCCGAGCACCUAAAAAUAUCAGGCUCUGGUUUAAAUUUACAACAAGAAAAACUUACUGAAAUUCCAUAUUCGUUGGACGAUAUUAUAAACGGACAUUGUUUGGCCUGCGAGAAAUCACCUCCUAAAUAAUACAAUUCCAUUAUGAGACGGAAUGUUGUUUGGUUUACCGUCAUUCUUUCAAACAAAUAAAAUAACAGAAAAAGUUAUUUGUUAUAUAUUUUUAUUUCCAAAACCGAUUCAACUUUAUUUUUUAUCUGUUAAUUCAUUUCUAGAAUUCAGAUAUCUAAAUGUAUGUUGUCAAGACUAUUUGCUCAAAAGAAAAAAAUAUUCUAUAUUUAAAUAAUAUGCUUGAGAAUUGAUGAAUUUUGUUAUCCUUUUAUUAAACACUAUUUAAUAUUCUUUAUGUACAGUAAUUGAUACCAUACAAUAUAAAAUCUAUAUGCAUAAUUAAUUGAAAUUUAUUUUUAAGCUACUUGAAUAUUUCUUCUUUACUUUUUAUGAUGUAAUUGUCUUUAACGAUUAUACAUUGAUAGAUUAAGAAAGAGAUAGACAAAAAUCUUUUGAAACUUUCAAUAAAUUAGAUGUAUGAAUUCUAUAGAAUACUUAUUAAUGUCAAUGUAUUUAUUUUAAUAUGGUAAAUAUAUUAUUUUAUUAUAUGUAUUAUUAUCUUUUUAUUAUUAUUGUCUUUCAAUGAGUCUUUGAUUUUUCAUAUGUUUAUUUCCAAAAAAAGAUGUUUUUAUAUAGAUGUACACGAUUGUACAGCUUGACAAUAAAUUCGUUGAAAGGAGAUCCCUUCUCUGAACUUUGUGGUUUUUAAUUCUUCAGUGAAUUUUUUGUUUUCUUCUUCUUCUUUUAAAUUCAUAAAUAAAUUGUAUUUUAAAAAAACAAACAAAACAAAAAGAAUUUCCCUAAUAUUACAGAUUAUCAGAUUAUUAAGAUGAUACUUGUAAUAUAUAUGAAUCCAAUGUACAAAUUAUGAAAUAAUUAUUAAAUAAAAUAAUAAAUGUUAUUCGUA
Messenger RNA from Schistosoma spindalis, 2464 nucleotides. The record is from the annotation of a GenBank genome assembly. NCBI's taxonomy places the organism in Eukaryota, Metazoa, Platyhelminthes, Trematoda, Strigeidida, Schistosomatidae.